This is a messenger RNA of Triticum turgidum subsp. durum (durum wheat), 1581 nucleotides long. NCBI's taxonomy places the organism in Eukaryota, Viridiplantae, Streptophyta, Magnoliopsida, Poales, Poaceae. The record is from the annotation of a GenBank genome assembly.
AUGGGCUCCGUGGCGGCGGACGCGCCGGAGGCGACGGAGACGGUGUUCCGGUCCAGGCUGCCGGACAUCGAGAUCCCGGCGCACCUCACGCUCCAGGACUACUGCUUCGAGCGGCUGCCGGAGGUGGCCGCCCGGCCCUGCCUCAUCGACGGGCAGACGGGCGCCGUGCACACCUACGCGGAGGUGUCAGAGCUCUCCCGCCGCUGCGCGGCGGGGCUGCGGCGGCUCGGCGUGGGGAAGGGCGACGUGGUCAUGAACCUGCUCCGCAACUGCCCGGAGUUCGCCUUCGUGUUCCUCGGCGCGGCCCGGCUGGGCGCCGCCACCACCACCGCCAACCCGUUCUGCACGCCGCACGAGAUCCACCGCCAGGCGAGCGCGGCCGGGGCGCGGCUGAUCGUCACCGAGGCCUGCGCCGUCGACAAGGUGCGCGCCUUCGCCGCCCUCGCCGCCGACGAGCAGGUCGACCCCGACGACGUGGUGGCCCUCCCCUACUCGUCCGGCACCACGGGGCUGCCCAAGGGCGUCAUGCUCACCCACCGCAGCCUCGUCACCAGCGUCGCGCAGCAGGUGGACGGGGAGAACCCGAACUUGUAUUUCGGCCCGAAUGACGUACUGCUGUGCGUGCUGCCGCUGUUCCACAUCUACUCGCUCAACUCGGUGCUGCUGGCGGGGCUGCGCGCCGGGUGCGCGAUCGUGAUCAUGCGCAAGUUCGACCACGGCGCGCUGGUGCGCCUGGUGCGCGCGCACGCGGUCACCGUGGCGCCCUUCGUGCCGCCCAUCGUCGUCGAGAUCGCCAAGAGCGACCGGGUGACGGCCGCCGACCUCGCGUCCAUCCGCAUGGUCAUGUCCGGCGCGGCCCCCAUGGGCAAGGACCUCCAGGACGCCUUCAUGGCCAAGAUCCCCAACGCCGUGCUCGGGCAGGGGUACGGGAUGACGGAGGCCGGGCCGGUGCUGUCCAUGUGCCUGGCGUUCGCCAAGGAGCCGUUCGGGGUCAAGUCGGGGUCGUGCGGCACGGUGGUGCGGAACGCGGAGCUCAAGAUCGUGGACCCCGACACCGGCGCCUCCCUCGGCCGCAACCUGCCGGGGGAGAUCUGCAUCCGCGGCAACCAGAUCAUGAAAGGUUACCUAAAUGACCCAGAGUCCACAAAGAACACCAUUGACAAGGACGGUUGGCUGCAUACUGGAGACAUUGGCUAUGUCGAUGAUGACGACGAGAUCUUCAUUGUCGACAGGCUCAAGGAGAUAAUCAAAUACAAGGGAUUCCAAGUACCUCCUGCGGAACUCGAAGCCCUUCUCAUCACACACGCCGAAAUCAAAGAUGCUGCUGUCGUAUCGAUGCAAGAUGAACUUACUGGUGAAGUUCCAGUUGCAUUCAUUGUGCGGAUUGAAGGCUCUGAGAUCAGCGAGAGCGAGAUCAAGCAGUUCGUUGCAAAAGAGGUCGUUUUCUACAAGAGGAUCCACAAAGUUUUCUUCGCUGACUCGGUUCCGAAGAGUCCUGCUGGCAAGAUCCUCAGGAAGGACCUGAGAGCAAAGCUUGCUGCAGGCAUCCCAGGCAGUGAAAGCACACAGUCCAAAAGCUGA